AUGGGCGGGAUCUGGAAGACGCACGUCGGACGCUGGGUGCCGGUCGUCGUCGUCGUUGUCGCGGCCGUCAGACUCGGCCUCGUUACGCUUUCUGUGGCCGUAGCGAGGGAGUCGUCGCUUGUUGUAGGGGCAGAGGAGGAGGAAGAGGAAGAGAAAGAGGCUCUUUCCGGUGGGUGGAAGCAGCCUGCGGCUUCGCUUUUGCCGCAGGUCUUGGAGGAGCCGUGGCAGCAGACGCCGUCGGGCGGCAUGCAGCCUUCCCAGCAGGGGAUCGUGGACCCGGGGCAGACUGUGCCGUCGUCGAUGGGUGGUUGGGAUGGAGAAGGGGUGGGUGUUGACUGGGAGGUUGCUGCUGCGGUGAAGGCGAGGAAGAGGAAGAGGAGGGAUGUAGAGCUUGAGAGGAGCAUUUUGGUCAAGUUGUGUGGCGCGUUCUUGGGAGUAUCAGGAAGAUUUUCAGAUGGCGUGAAGGUUUGGGUGAUCGAGAUGCGUUCUUGUGAGCUUCUCACCGACGGCAAGAUUGGCGAGGCUCCCUCUUUAUACGGUCUCGAAGGCGGCACGCUGUACAAUGAGUAGUGAAUCACA
Molecule: messenger RNA, 579 nt
Organism: Colletotrichum scovillei
Lineage: Eukaryota; Fungi; Ascomycota; Sordariomycetes; Glomerellales; Glomerellaceae
Product: ADP-ribosylation factor-like protein 1
Exons: 2
Coding region: 1-570 (189 amino acids)
Source: RefSeq, a predicted model, not a curated record